Gavialis gangeticus (Gharial) is the source of this 1921-nucleotide messenger RNA. RefSeq names its product connector enhancer of kinase suppressor of ras 2-like. The coding region runs from base 73 to 1548 and encodes 491 amino acids. The transcript is spliced from 11 exons. Lineage: Eukaryota; Metazoa; Chordata; Crocodylia; Gavialidae. The record is from RefSeq and is a predicted model, not a curated record.
GCAGGGGAGACAAUCAGCGGAGAUUCUGAAAGGUAUGCUAGUUCUGCUAUUGACCGUCAAGGAAGCACAUCCAUGAGGAAGUCAUUCCACUACGCUUCUCUGAGAGUGAAAACCAAAAGAUGGUCCAAAGGGAGUUCUCUGACCAGUGGAAGUAGGAGGCGGAUUUCCUGCAAAGAUCUGGGGCAUGGAGAUUGUGAGGGCUGGCUGUGGAAGAAAAAAGAUGCCAAAGGUUAUUUUACACAAAAAUGGAAAAAAUACUGGUUUAUUCUGAAGGAUUCUUCACUGUACUGGUACACAAACCAGAACGAUGAAAAAGCAGAAGGAUUCAUCAGUUUACCUGAGUUCAGGAUAGAUAGAGCCAUUGAAUGCAGAAGGAAACACGCCUUUAAAGCAUGCCACCCCAAAAUUAAGAGCUUCUACUUUGCGACGGACUGUCUUGAAGAAAUGAAUAGAUGGAUGAAUCGUCUGGGUCUUGCAGCCAUUGGUUACACACCUGAUGACAAGGAUCUUCGGCCAGAUGAAGAUUACUGGAGUGAAAGUGACCAGGACGAUACUGAUGGCUCUUUAACUCUGAAACAGGAAGGCUCUUCAACACUGUGUGACACCUAUCAUAGAACACCCUCAGUGAAUUCUUCAAGUCCAUUCCCUGAACCCAAACAUGGCCGACAUUUUUCAAGUGAAUCAACUUAUUCUCAUUCUUCUGCGGAGGAUUCCCGACAAGAUGCCACAGGAAGUACACAUUCAUCAGGAUGCAGGCCUUCCUACCGAGAAAGGCGCUCAUGGCAGGACCUGAUAGAGACCCCUUUAACCAGUUCAGGGCUCCAUUUUCUUCAGACUGUUCCUCCUGACUCAGAAUGCAUAAGUGGUCGACCUGGAAUGUCACCAGAUAAGCGAAGACAAGCAACAUUACCAGUCCAAAGACGUCACAACCAUGAACGGGAUGGGCCUUUCCCACUAGCGGAAUGUCAGAGAGGACAUAGUUCUCACAGUAGGCCUCAGAAACAACGUAGUCAGAGCCUUCCGCGAAACAGAGAUGUCAGGAGCAAGGGAUGUGUAAAGUCUACAGGAAUAUCAGAAGAGAUGCCAGAAGAGAAACUUCUUAUUAAAAGGCAAAAUAGUUUCUGUAAUGAAGAAAAUACAAAGGAAAUACAAGAAAGUACAGAUGGUCUGCAACAGUUGUACAGGUCUUUGGAACAAGCUAGCUUGUCGGCCUUUGGAGAACAGCGACCAUCCACCAAGCAGGAAUUCCGCAGGUCUUUUGUAAAGAGGUGCAAUGACCCAAUAGUCAAUGAAAAGCUUCAUCACAUAAGAGUUCUCAAGAGCACUUUAAAAGCAAAGGAAGGAGACCUGGCAAUUAUCAACAACCUUCUAGAUGAUCCCAGCUUAACAUCAAAGAAAUUUAAAGAAUGGAAACUACACAACUAUGAAUUCUUCCUGGACAUUUGUGAGUACAGUGCUGCUCUGAAACCUCAAAAUGGAGCCUCUGAACUUGCAACCCCAGCACCACUGCUGACACACACACAUUCAUUCAUUGAAACGCACGUCUGACAGGACUAGCAGCUAAACACUUGUUGAGUGCCAUGAAAAAUCUAAUAAGACAAACACUGUAAUAUUUGUAAAUAAUGUACUCAGCAGUAUUGUAAAUAACUUGGAUAAGAGAAUAGUGCCACAGGAUGCCUACUACAUUGCAUGAUAAAACAGUAAUAUUCUGUUCUGGAUUAUUUUUGUUUGCUAUUAUCUGCCAACAUGCGUAUCGAGCUCUGCAUUAGAAAGAAGCAGUACAUAAGUGUAACUGAAAAUAAAUAGCAGUAUGUUUACUUAUGUACUGUACUAAAGCUAAGCUUAUAAUAAUGAGCUCCUACAAUCAUUUUAUAUAUUUAGAUAUAUAUAUAAUAUAAACAUAUCUAUGUAUAUAAAAUGU